This is a messenger RNA of Cuscuta campestris, 1321 nucleotides long. The record is from the annotation of a GenBank genome assembly. Lineage: Eukaryota; Viridiplantae; Streptophyta; Magnoliopsida; Solanales; Convolvulaceae.
UCAUUUGUACACAAAGUCUUACAUGGUAUCAGAGCCAACUUGGGACUCUUGAAACCCUAGGAUUCCCGAUCGUGCUGCGUGAGUUUCGUCGCUGACUGCUCCUGUGCCGACGCCAUGACAGAAGGUGCCGCAAAGAAGGUGCUCAUUCCUAUUCACGACCCGUCCUCUCCAUAUUACCUUCAUCCGUCCGAAGGUCCAGGGAAUUUUCUCAUGAAAUAUCUGCUGCGUGGAGAUAACUUUGAUACAUGGGAGAAGGCUGUUUGUAAUGCUUUAAAGGGACGUGGCAAAGCGAAGUUUUUGGUUCCCGACGGUUUCCCAAAGCUGUCUGACGACCUUGAGUAUGCGGCCUGGGAAUCGAACAACUCGAUUAUCUGUGCUUGGAUUCUGAACAGUGUUGACGAGUCUGUUCAACCAAGCAUCAUGUCUCACUCGGCUGCUCACGAGUUGUGGUCGGAUUUAAAGUCUCGUUAUGGUGGUUCGAAUGGGCCUCGUGUCCAUCAGUUGAAAACCGAGAUUUGCAAGUGUGCGGCUGCCGCGUUGAUUCGUGCGGACGUGGAACACGAGAAAACUCACAUGUUUCUUCUCGACCUGGAUGAUGAACAAUAUAGGUCAGCCCGUUCCCAAAUCCUCGGGACGGAACCCGUGCCAGACAUUAGUCGUGUUUACUCUUUGGUCGCUCGAGAGGAACGUCACUGUUCCAUUGUUCGUGCUCGGGAUGAUCGCAUGGGCGCGAUGGCAUUUGCCGUGGGUCGUGCCCCUCCUCCGGUCCACUAUCAGUGCACCCAUUGUGGUAAAAUCGGACACACGGUGGAUUGCUACUACCAAAUUAUUGGUUUCCCUGGCGGCAGGGGGGCAUGGUGGUGGCAGGACGGGCCGUGGUGGUCGGACAGGAGGACGGGGGACCAAAGGCAGUGCAGCUCCUGGAAGCGAGGGGACGACCAAUGCAGUGACUGUGGAGGCGUCUGGUGCCGUGCAAUCCAGCGAGGCUAUCCCGGCGUCGUUGUCCUCCGAUCAAGUGACACGUCUUCUCUCGAUGCUCAGCCCUUCGUCUUCCAAUAUGAUGUUGAAUGGUAUGCCACAGUCCACUUCCAGAGUUCCGGUGAUUGCCUUGUCGAUAGCGCUGCGUCUCACCACAUGACGGGUACAAUCUCUUUUCUUCUUGAUGUUUGCCCGAUUCCGUCGUGCCCUAUCACUCUGCUAGUGAAAGGUAACCAUGCAAGAAUAGGUAGCGGAAAAUAAAAAUUUUAACAUCCUAACAUGAUUAUCUUGCCCAGAAUCACGUACUAAAACUUAUAGUAAAUAAGAAAUUUAUACCUUUUUC